Limanda limanda (common dab) is the source of this 1419-nucleotide messenger RNA. RefSeq names its product proteasome 26S subunit, non-ATPase 7 (gene psmd7). Gene Ontology annotation, cellular component: proteasome regulatory particle; proteasome complex. Gene Ontology annotation, molecular function: protein binding; metallopeptidase activity. Gene Ontology annotation, biological process: proteasome-mediated ubiquitin-dependent protein catabolic process. The record is from RefSeq and is a predicted model, not a curated record. Lineage: Eukaryota; Metazoa; Chordata; Actinopteri; Pleuronectiformes; Pleuronectidae. The transcript is spliced from 8 exons. Bases 55 to 1059 code for a protein of 334 amino acids.
GUCAUUGUGUGCGGCUGGUAGUUUGUGUGCAGUUUAUCGUCCCUGCGACAGAAAAUGCCGGAGUUAGCGGUGGAAAACGUGGUGGUUCACCCGCUGGUGCUGCUCAGCGUGGUCGACCACUUCAACAGGAUAGGGAAGGUUGGCAACCAGAAACGAGUGGUUGGCGUCCUCCUGGGAUCCUGGCACAAAAAAGUUCUUGACGUCUCAAAUAGUUUUGCAGUGCCAUUCGAUGAGGAUGACAGGGACGACUCUGUGUGGUUCCUGGACCAUGACUACCUGGAGAACAUGUAUGGCAUGUUCAAGAAAGUUAAUGCCAGAGAAAGAAUAGUUGGAUGGUACCACACAGGACCCAAAUUACAUAAGAAUGACAUUGCCAUCAAUGAACUCAUCAAGCAGUACUGUACCAAUUCGGUGUUAGUCAUCAUAGAUGUGAAGCCCAAAGAUCUUGGUCUACCCACAGAAGCUUACAUCUCCGUGGAGGAAAUACACGACGAUGGCACACCAACAUCCAAGACAUUUGAACAUGUCACCAGUGAGAUUGGAGCUGAGGAAGCGGAGGAAGUAGGAGUGGAGCACCUUCUCAGAGAUAUCAAAGAUACCACAGUGGGCACUUUGUCUCAACGCAUUACAAACCAGGUUCACGGCCUAAAGGGACUCAACUCAAAGCUCAUGGACAUCCGCUCCUACCUGGAGAAAGUGACUGCAGGGAAACUUCCCAUCAACCAUCAGAUCAUCUACCACCUGCAGGAUGUCUUCAACCUGCUGCCAGAUGUGAAUUUACUGGAGUUCACAAAAGCCUUCUACCUGAAGACCAACGACCAGAUGCUGGUGGUCUACCUGGCCUCACUCAUACGCUCGGUGGUGGCCCUGCACAACCUCAUCAACAACAAGAUUUCGAACCGAGACGCAGAAAAGAAGGAGGGACAGGAAAAGGAGGAAGGCAAGAAAGAGAAGAAAGAUGACAAAGAGAAAAAAGAUGACAAAGACAAAGACAAGGAAAAGGAAAAGGAAAAGGAGAAGGGAGAUGGUGCCAAGAAAGAUGAGAAGAAGAAAAAAUGAGAGUUCUUCCUUUUAAGUCUUCUCUCAAAUCACGUCAUCUUCAUCUGGAUGUUGCUCUACUUUGUGCCCACAGCCACAGCUCUGUAUGUGGGUCUCAGGCUAAAAGUAGAGCUCUAUAUGGGGAAUGGUGUCAUUUGAGAUUUGACCUCACGGUCACAAGUGGCACUCAUAAAGACUCUUAUUAUCGUACAGAGAUGAUGAUGUUUGCUUCUUUGGCGUUCUGAACUAUAAGAACACGUUAACUGUUUUUGUAGUUGCCCAUCCUCCUGGUGUUGUACGACACCUGGUGUUGCUUUUUUUGUAAGAUGGAGAAAUGUUUUUUUUUCCUGUAUCACUUAUUAAAUUGGAAUCCUAUUCGAA